AUGGCUACAUCAACCGGUACCGGCUGGGCACAGCUGCGGCAACAGGCCCGAUCACUGGAGACUCAGACCGAAGCCCUCUUCCACACCUACUCGCAAUAUGCCGCCCUAACCAAACCACCACCCACCCCGUCCGAAGAAGAACUCCGCACCGGAUCCCAACUGGAGGAGAUCCUCGAUCGACGAGAAACAACAAUAACCCACCUCUCGCGCCUCCUCGACAGCGAAGCCACCCUGACCGCCUCCGCCCUGAAGCAGAACAACCUCGCCCGCCACCGCGAGAUUCUCGCCGACCACCGCCGCGAGUUCGCCCGCAUCACCGCCGCCAUCGCCGAGACCCGCGACCGCGCCAACUUGUUGAACCAUGUCCGCCACGACAUCGACGCCUUCCGCUCCCAGAACCAGUCCGAGGCCGACUACAUGCUCGAGGAGCGGGGCCGCAUCGACGAGAGCCACAAUAUGAUCGACGGCGUGCUGAGCCAGGCGUACGCCAUCAAUGAGAACUUCGGGUUGCAGCGCGAGACGUUGGCGAGCAUUAAUCGGCGGAUUGUCGGCGCGGCGGGCGCCGUGCCCGGCAUGAAUGCGUUGAUUGGCAAGAUCGGGAAUAAGCGAAGGAGGGAUGCGGUGGUUUUGGGGGCGUUUGUGGGGGUGUGUUUUCUGGUGGUUUUUUUCUUGAGAUGA
Messenger RNA from Aspergillus aculeatus ATCC 16872, 678 nucleotides. RefSeq names its product putative vesicle transport v-SNARE protein Gos1. The transcript is spliced from 3 exons. The coding region runs from base 1 to 678 and encodes 225 amino acids. Gene Ontology annotation, molecular function: SNAP receptor activity. Gene Ontology annotation, biological process: endoplasmic reticulum to Golgi vesicle-mediated transport; vesicle fusion. Lineage: Eukaryota; Fungi; Ascomycota; Eurotiomycetes; Eurotiales; Aspergillaceae. Gene Ontology annotation, cellular component: cis-Golgi network; SNARE complex; Golgi membrane. The record is from RefSeq and is a predicted model, not a curated record.